AUACUAACUUGCAAUAUGCUCUGGAGGAUUCAGACGCUCCAUUUCCGGUGUGUAAAUGAACGGACAUGACAGCAAGCAGACAAUAGGUGGGAAGAUUGCUGAUAUGAGUAGACAAGCAAGUGGUAGUGUUAGUCAUCUUGGCAUUAUGCAUGCCGCCAUCGUAUUCUGUUGAUGUGGAGUGCAUUGGAAGCAAGGGAGAUCCGGGUGUUCCUGGAGUUCCGGGUCCUCCAGGAAGACAGGGACCAGUAGGAAAACAAGGAGCAGCAGGAAUUUCAGGCGGCACCGGCUUGAAGGGUGAGGUAGGAGCUGAAGGUGCAGUUGGUCCACCAGGUAAACAGGGAGUGCAAGGUGUGAUGGGUCGUGCAGGUGCACCCGGACCUCAAGGUCCUCCAGGGAAAAGUGGAAUGAUGGGUCCACCGGGACCCAGAGGUCCUCCAGGACAAACGGGAGGACGUGGAGAGAAGGGAGAACGAGGAGUGGAGGGUCCAAGAGGUUUGGCUGGAUUAGAUGGCAUUCCGGGUGCUGCAGGUCCCAUCGGACCCGUAGGAUCACGUGGACCAUUAGGAGUGAAGGUCGCAUAUUGAUUGGUGUGGGUAAGACGUAAGAUUUGAUGUGAGUUUGCUACCGUAUUAGGGUAAUCGUGGAUUACCCGGAGCAAAGGGAGAAGCCGGACCACAAGGUCGUCCCGGUCCAGAGAUGAGUGAAGAUGUGUUGAAACACUAUUUUUCUCCAGUCAAGGGACUGGCAGAGAGGAUGAAAGAACUGGAGGAUUGGAAAGAAGAGGUAGACAAGCAAAGAGCGGUGAAGUGAGUAGUAUUGUGUGAGACUG
This is a messenger RNA of Corticium candelabrum, 829 nucleotides long. RefSeq names its product collagen alpha-1(I) chain-like. Gene Ontology annotation, cellular component: extracellular matrix. Lineage: Eukaryota; Metazoa; Porifera; Homoscleromorpha; Homosclerophorida; Plakinidae. The record is from RefSeq and is a predicted model, not a curated record. The transcript has 12 exons. Bases 150 to 584 code for a protein of 144 amino acids.